AAAUGCUGUCUAGCGCGUUCAUUAUUUCCCCGCUAUAUGAAACACAAUUCCUCGGCAUAAAUAAUUUUUCGUCCUACCAACCUUCACGAAACUGAAAUAUUCCCUCAUUUUUGACAACAUGGUUCGCAAUUUUCUUCUGGCUGUUUGUCUCUUAUCGUCACUGAGUGUCCGUGUCGCUGGGAAUCCUGAUUCUCACGAGUAUCUGUCUGGUAUUCCUUCAGGAUGGAGUCAUGCGAGUAAACCUGGAGACAAUACGUCAAUCCAUCUGUCGAUUUCUUUGGCAUUACAAAAUAUUGAUCAACUUGAGACUGAAUUAAGAAGAGUCUCUACUCCUGACAGUAGCGAGUACGGUCAGUAUCAAGAUUCUGAUGAGGUCCUUUCUAAAUUCGGCCCUUCACAAGCUUCUGUAGCAGCUGUAACAAGCUGGCUUAUGGAGAGUGAUAUCGAGCAUAUUUACAACAACAAUCAAUCAAUUAGCUUCUUCACGACGGUUAGCCAGGCAAACAGUUUGUUAAAUGCCAAGUUCGACUAUUAUACUGAUGGAAGCAUCUCUAAACUUCGCACCUUGUCAUACUCGAUUCCCAGACACUUGAAACAAGACAUUGAUCUCAUCUCGCCAACAACCUAUUUCGGAAAAUCUACAGCGGCUCGGAAUAUUCAUUUCCAUAAAAGCAAGAGGGAGAUGCCAGGCGCUGCGACUUCAAAUCCGCCUUCGUCUAUCUCAGUUGCCCCCUCUUGCCAAAGUGCAAUUACCCCAGAUUGCGUAAAACAGCUCUAUAGCAUUGGAAACUACACACCGACUGCUAAGAGUGGCAGCCGGAUUGGGUUUGGUAGUUUUUUAAAUAAUUCAGCCAUCUAUGCCGAUUUGGCCAGGUAUGAAAAAUAUUACGGGUUGCCAUCUCAGAACUUUACAAAAGUGCUUAUCAACAAUCCCAUUAACGAUCAGAAUCCGACCACCCCAAUUGACGCUGAAUCUAACCUUGAUGUACAAACUAUACUUGGAGUUGCUCACCCACUCCCAAUUACGGAAUACCUGACUGGUGGAUCUCCUCCAUUUAUACCAAGUCUUGAGUCACCCACAAACAAUAAUGAGCCUUACCUGCCAUAUUAUGAAUAUCUAUUGUCUCAACAGAACGAAGAUCUACCUCAAGUUAUUUCCAACUCUUACGGUGAUGAAGAGCAGACGGUUCCUCUUAAAUAUGCGAUUCGAACCUGCAACCUGAUCGGGUUGAUGGGCCUAAGAGGCAUUACUGUCGUUGAGUCUAGCGCUGACGAAGGCCUUGGUCGUGGAUGCUUAAGUAAUGAUGGGAAUAAUAAGACCCAAUUUGAGGUCUUUUUUCCAUCCACAUGCCCUUACCUGCUUUCUGUCGGUGGUACACAGGAAACGGAUCCAGAAAUUGCAUGGACAGCUGGGUCUGGUGGCUUUAGUAAUUACUUUCCCCGUCCGUGGUACCAGGAGGAUGUGAUAACCACCUAUCUUGGCUACGUCGAUCCAGAUACCAAGAGCUAUUACACCAAUUUCACGAAUUUUGAAGGUCGUGGUUUUCCCGAUGUGGCUGCUCAUAGUCUUGGCCCUGGGUACGGGGUUUUCUAUAAAGGCAAUUUGGUUAAUGCUGGUGGAAACUCUGCGGCUGCUCCAGUUUGGGCCGCAAUCAUUGCGCUGUUAAAUGAUGCUCGCUUGUCAGCUGGAAAGCCUGCUCUCGGGUUUUUGAACCCCUUGCUUUAUCAUUUGGGAUCUACAAACUUGAAUGAUAUCACUGCAGGAGGGUCUGUCGGUUGUUCUGGAAUUCAUAGCAAGAAUAGCACAGACCCUAGUAAAAGGGGGUUUAUACCUUGGGCUAGCUGGAAUGCAACAGUUGGAUGGGACCCGGUGACAGGAUUAGGUACUCCGAACUUUAGCAAGUUAAAGGAGACUGUUCUUUAUUUUUAG
Talaromyces proteolyticus is the source of this 1930-nucleotide messenger RNA. RefSeq names its product tripeptidyl peptidase A. NCBI's taxonomy places the organism in Eukaryota, Fungi, Ascomycota, Eurotiomycetes, Eurotiales, Trichocomaceae. Gene Ontology annotation, molecular function: tripeptidyl-peptidase activity; serine-type endopeptidase activity. The record is from RefSeq and is a predicted model, not a curated record. The coding region runs from base 119 to 1930 and encodes 603 amino acids. The transcript is spliced from 4 exons. Gene Ontology annotation, biological process: proteolysis.